UGAAAGCGGAAGCUAGCGGUAGAAAUGUUUGGGUUGUGAUGAGGCACCAAAAUUGUUGUUACAUAUAUUAAAAAAAGGUUGCGUUAAAAACCACAGAUCGCGGAUUGAACCACUUUUAAAUGCUACUUAAAGGCUAAAUACUACCGUGUUUUAUUUGGUAUCGCGCUAACUGUGAGUUCUGACUGAGAAGGAAGCGACAGUAACGCGAGAAUAGGCCUGAUGUCGGCCAAAACAAGCGCAAGUAAAAGCAAAGACUGCGGCGAAGUUAUUAAAAACUACCACAAGCAGGCGUUUGAAUAUAUAUCGAAGGCACUUAGGAUCGACGAAGAUGAUUCAGGGGAGAAAGGGGAGGCUGUGCAGUGGUACAAGAAGGGGAUAGCGGAGCUGGAAAGAGGAAUUGCAGUCGAGAUCACGGGACAAGCAGGAGAGCAAUAUGACCGAGCAAAGAGACUUCAGGAUAAAAUGGUCACCAACCUCACCAUGGCAAAAGACAGGCUUGCUCUGUUAGAGACAACGUUGGCAUCAAAAAGGAGAAGUGAUCCAAAGACAAAUCAUGUUCUUCCACAACCAAAGCCUUUUCCUAAAGGCCACCCUGGAGUCGCUGGUGUGUCCACUAACAUCAGGCCCUCCUCUGCUGGCAGAGCCCCAUCGAGACCUGCUGACCCAAAGGUGACCCCUCGUGUGGGAAAAGCCCAAAAUGGAAGACCUGCUGCUGUGAAACAGCCCCCAAAGAAGGACAUGAAAAACUUCAAGAAUGUGGACAGCAAAUUGGCUAACUUGAUUCUGAAUGAAAUUGUCGACAGCGGAGCAUCUGUAUCCUUUGAAGAUAUCGCGGGACAGAAUCUGGCCAAACAAGCCCUCCAAGAAAUUGUCAUCUAUCCUGCCUUAAGACCAGAGCUCUUCACUGGCCUCAGAGCUCCUGCACGUGGUUUGCUUUUAUUUGGCCCACCUGGAAAUGGAAAAACCAUGCUGGCCAAAGCAGUUGCCGCAGAGUCUAACGCCACGUUCUUCAACAUCAGCGCUGCCAGUUUGACCUCUAAAUACGUCGGAGAAGGCGAGAAGCUUGUUCGAGCCCUGUUUGCAGUUGCCAGAGAAUUACAGCCCUCUGUCAUCUUCAUUGAUGAAGUGGACAGCCUGCUGUGUGAGAGGAGAGAGGGAGAACACGAUGCCUCUCGCCGCUUAAAAACUGAGUUCCUCAUAGAAUUUGAUGGGGUGCAGUCAGGAGGGGAUGACAGGGUGCUUGUAAUGGGAGCGACCAACAGGCCUCAGGAGCUGGAUGAAGCAGUGUUAAGGCGCUUUGCAAAGAGGGUUUAUGUGACAUUGCCAGAUGAGGAGACAAGAUUCACGCUGAUGAAAAACCUUUUGGGAAAGCACUCGAAUCCACUGAGUAAGAAUGAGCUGUCUCGUCUAGCAAAAGAGACUGUGGGAUACUCAGGAAGUGAUCUGACAUCGUUAGCCAAAGAUGCUGCGCUUGGACCAAUUAGAGAGUUGGGGCCUGACCAAGUCCGUAGUAUGGCUGUUACUGAGAUGCGUAACAUCAAGAUGAAAGACUUUGAGGAUUCCCUGAAACGCAUUAAGCCCACUGUUAGUCCAUCGACUCUUAAUAUGUAUUCCAAAUGGAACAAAGAUUUUGGUGAUACAACAGCUUUCUGAGCUUAAUUGCUGAUUUUUACUUGUACAAAAAAACAACAACAUAAAAAUAAAAUAACAGUUGUUUCCACUGUUUUACUCUAUGGGAACAAGAUGUCAAUAACAUAAAUAAAACCUGGAACAAUACCUUUGUAGGUUGGUAAAGCUAUGAUGUGUGAAUAUUUUGACAUUCGGAAGCAUUAUGGGACAAUUUCCUGUUUUAUGGGAAAGGUUUUGCUGUUUCUUGUGAGUUUCUUAAUUGUGUUAUGACACCCUUAAAACACUGUCUUGCUACUUGAAAUUUCAAUAUUUAUUCUGAAGAAUGUCUUGCGAAACUACGAAUGAAUUUUCUUUUUCCUCAUAAGAGAAGCCAGCUCCUGCAAAUGUCAUCUACAUUAUUUUUCUCAUCCGUUAAGCACCUGAUACAUUGACAUGUUGAUGGUACUGAUCACCAAGUGCUCUCUGUACGUAGGAAAACAUACAAAAUCGGUAGCAGUUGGGAGAAGAAUUGCCAGAGUGGAUGUUUUUUUGUAUAAUAGUAUUUGUUUAGAAAGGUUUUCCAUUUGCACGGGUAAUUUGUAGAUACAAAUACUUGUAUUUGAAAGUAGGAGACCUAACAAACUGUCAUGCUUUCUGACUUUUUUUUUUAAACAGUGACAGUUAGUUGAGCAAAAUGCAGCAGUUUCCCACUUUUCCCAUUCAUCAAUAAAGACAUUCAUUCACAUUUAUUCAGCUUUGUGUUUUUCUUAUUUUUCUUAGAAACCUGAUGUAUCAUACACAGAUGAUUAAAGCAAAAGUACAAUCUA
Stegastes partitus (bicolor damselfish) is the source of this 2435-nucleotide messenger RNA. RefSeq names its product spastin-like. Lineage: Eukaryota; Metazoa; Chordata; Actinopteri; Pomacentridae. Gene Ontology annotation, molecular function: ATP hydrolysis activity; ATP binding. Bases 220 to 1653 code for a protein of 477 amino acids. The transcript has 16 exons. Gene Ontology annotation, cellular component: microtubule cytoskeleton. The record is from RefSeq and is a predicted model, not a curated record.